Molecule: messenger RNA, 4311 nt
Organism: Betta splendens (Siamese fighting fish)
Lineage: Eukaryota; Metazoa; Chordata; Actinopteri; Anabantiformes; Osphronemidae
Product: ubiquitin-conjugating enzyme E2 Q2-like
Exons: 13
Coding region: 662-1783 (373 amino acids)
Source: RefSeq, a predicted model, not a curated record
CAAGCGACCACCGUUCAAACGCUCCGAUGAUGUAAACUUCGCUUGAUUUUCGUGCCCGCAGAUAAACCGAGGACGCGCUGAAUGCUGGGAUUCUGCGGGAACGGGGAGAUCGCAGGACGCCAUCUUUAAACCCCACAAGAGGCCAAGCUCAGUUGUACACCGGGAUGAAAAACAGUGCACCUACAGCAGGUUAUAACUAAGUUCGCGUUGCGGGGAUUGCGCGGUUGUCUGUCGGUUGAAUAAAUAGCGAGCAACAAUCCGAUGGGACUGCGAGGAGAUGCUCGCGGGACACCUCGAGGGGCUUUAAUGCUCUUAUGAGAGGCAGACAACAACAAUAGACAGAAAGACAACAACAACGGACUAGCCGGCUAACUCGCUCGCUAGCAUCCUGCCGAGCGCUGCGCUGCUCUCGGAUGAUACGUGUAGGAGCGUUAGCUUGCGUUGGCUACUUUAUUAGCAAAUCUCCCCGGUCUCGCUGAAUUUUGACCGGACGCCGUUCGUAGCCGGCGGUGGGACUCCAACUACAGCUCCCAGCGAAGUACGCGGGUUUUGCCACUUUUCAGAUAUUUUUCGCCAUAAUUUGCGUGGUGGCUUUAGCUAGCUAACAGCUAAGUCCCGACUUCUCCCCCUCCCCAGCGGCCCAGCCGGAGAUGCGUGGAAGAUGUCGGUGUCGGGGCUAAAGGCCGAACUGAAGUUUUUGGAGUCCAUUUUUGAUCCAAAUCACGAACGCUUCAGGAUCAUUGACUGGAAACCCGACGAGCUGAGCUGCCAGUUUAAUGUAACUGGGGAAAAGCUGUUAAUUAUACACUGUAACAUAACGGAAUCGUAUCCAUCUACGCCGCCAAUAUGGUUUGUGGACUCCGAUGACCCGAGCUUGGCGCAAGUUUUGGAGCGGUUGGAAGACGUGAGAAAAGGCAGCACCCUGCUUUUGCAGCAGUUGAAAAAGCUCAUUUGUGACCUUUGUCGGCUGUAUAACCUUCCCCAACAUCCCGAUGUAGAGAUGCUGGACCAGCCCCUCCCUGCCGGCCCUGUGGGGCCAGACCGAAAGCAUGGGACAGAGGAGGUCACAUCUGAAGAGGAGGAGGAGGAAGAGAUGGGGGAGGACAUAGAAGACUUGGACCACUAUGAAAUGAAAGAGGAAGAGCCUGUGGAUGGGAAAAAAUCGGAGGAUGAUGGUAUUGAGAAGGAGAAUCUUGCCAUCCUGGAGAAGAUACGAAAGAACCAAAGGCAGGACCACUUAAAUGGAGCUGUGUCUGGUUCAGUGCAAGCCUCUGACCGCUUGAUGAAGGAGCUUAGAGAGAUCUACAGAUCUCAGAGUUACAAGACAGGCAUCUAUUCUGUUGAGCUUGUUAACGACAGCCUGUAUGAAUGGCACGUCAAACUAAGGACAGUGGAUCCAGAUAGCCCCUUGCACAGUGAUUUACAAGUUUUAAAGGAGAAGGAAGGAAUGGAUUACAUUUUACUAAACUUCUCAUAUAAAGAUAAUUUUCCCUUUGAUCCACCGUUUGUCCGGGUGGUUUCACCUGUGCUUUCUGGAGGUUAUGUUCUUGGAGGAGGUGCCCUGUGUAUGGAACUUCUUACCAAACAGGGUUGGAGCAGUGCCUAUUCCAUUGAGUCUGUCAUCAUGCAGAUCAAUGCCACUUUAGUUAAAGGAAAAGCCAGAGUGCAGUUUGGAGCCAAUAAAAACCAGUACAAUCUUGCCAGAGCACAGCAGUCCUACAAAUCCUUGGUUCAGAUCCAUGAAAAGAACGGCUGGUACACACCCCCAAAGGAGGACGGGUAAAUGGACUAUUGCCUUUCCUACACUGGGACCAUAUGUCUUAGUUUUUUCUGGUUGUGUUUUUUUUUUUUUUUUUCUUGCGACCAUUUUUUUUUAACCUGCAAAACCACUUUGUUCAUUCUAUUUGAAAUACAAACCAAAUUCCUCGUUCAGUGACAACCCAGAAACUAGCACACAAACACCCAGACUCGCUCACUCGCGUACCUCCUACGUUGCUCAUCAGCUUGCGAGGGUGUCCUCUCCAGAUAUUUCUCUCUCUGUGUACAUCCUGGUGUCUGAUACAGUCAUCUUUUCCCAUUGUGACAUUCAUUCCGUACUCGAGGAAAAAGUUGGACUAAAUUGUGUGCAAUCCCACCUUUGGUUUUGGUGUUGAGCAUGCCAAGGUUACUUGCUGCGUGUUGAAAGGUGCGGCAUGGCUUUAUCCUCAAGGCAGUGGCAAUCUGAUGCUUCAAGUCGCUGGACUCUCCCUCUCUGGCCACAAACUGGAUCUGAGAACGGCAUGCAGCGCUCCCUGACAUGGUGCAGUGGUGACUGAUAAGGACAUUUAUCCAUGGACAGCCUCUGUAAUAUUGUGCUCCUGUAUUAUAUAUGUAAUGCCAAGAUCCCUCCUCUGGAAUAAGAUGUGUCUGAGGCUAGCUUGCUUUCAAACUUCUUAUCAUUAAAAGCUUGAAGCCCUGAGAUGGAGAGGAACAUGGAGACCUUUGCAGCCUGGUACAGCCUGUAAUGAAGAACAACAUCCUACUGAGCUCUGAAGUUGGAGACCACUGUCAUGAUCCCAACCAGCAGCUAGACCGCCCCCUGCAGGCGAGGCUUGGCGUGCAGCGAGGCUACACAACAAACAUGACCAGGCGCAGCAGGGCCUUGUUUGGAAAGGAUCACACUGUAAUGUAGUUGAUUUUAACUCCUCAUGUAAACAUGUAAAUUUGUAUUUCUGCAAAAGGAUUUAAUUGUUUAUAAUGUAACCUUGUCUGGGUCUUUGGCUGAGCAGAGACUGUAUUACCUGACACCCCUGACCGUUACCAGCAGGGGCACUGCAACUUCACAAGCCCCGAUAAGAAUAAGAAGUUGUUGCUUCGUUGAUAUUCUUGCAGAAUGAAACUAAAGUACACGGUGUUGUUACAUAAGCUUAACGACUACUGCAGUUUGGUUCCUUUUUAUUUUAAUAUUGAUUUGUACUCCUUGUGAAAACUGGCGAUGGCGACCGUUCCCCUUUUUGUGAUGGCGCCUCUUGAGACGCAGCAGUUUGGAGUUUGGCUUUUCAUAUCUACUCAUUCAAACCAGAUGGACCUCAGUAAGGCUAUGCAGCGGAGACGGCUCGCCGAGUUUUGUUGUACUGGGAAAAAAAAAAAAACUUAGUCUUAAGAGCUUAACACUGUAGUCAUCUGCUUAGUUCUUGUAACUGGUUCACAUCCUGACCACUUUGCCAAUCCUGCAGUUGUGGAAAAAAAAGUGACCUUUACCCUUUAGGACUUUUCCUUGACCUCGUGGCUGUAUUUUAUAUUAAAAACACAGUUAGAGUUUCAAAUUCACAGCAAUAGUGUUGAGCAUAAACCGUCUGGCUUCACCCCUGGGAAGAUCGCCUGUCGUCUCUUCCAUUUCCAGAGUACUUGUUGGUGAAUAUUUGUGUAGAUUUGCCACAGGAGGGACCCGGGUCUUCCCACUUCCACCUCUCUGGUUACUAUUCAUGACCACUCUCAGCACCGCUGUACCCGCCAGCAUGCUGGGUCCUUUAUGUAAUGUGAAUAAUAUGCAGAAAACUAUGUGGAGCGUUCCCGUUAAUGCAGUUACGCGUUUCUUGUGGCUGUUCUAUUGUGUGGUUACUUGCAUUGUUUUGAGUAUAUUGUCCUGAAAACCAGCAUAGAAAGCUUAGUUAUGCUUAUUCACAUGGUCAUUCCUCGUUUUUUGAGUUGGUUCAGAGUUUCCUCAGCGACGUCAGUCACGGUGACCCACUCCUUCAAACAAUUAAAGACGGGUGUGAAAGGUGCAGCUUGUCCGACGUCGGGCCGAGCGCCGUCCUGCUUCCGUUUCACGACGAGCAGACUUGUGAUUGCGGCUCGUUGGCAUGGCUGUCGCUGUUGUGGUGCCACCGGUGACGCGCUCAUCGCUCCAUUCUGGUCACAUCGUCGAGGCCACCGCUGCGUUCUCUGGAGAAGCAAACUCAGGAAUUCAUACUGCACACUCAACCUUGCUGAGGGAUUGCUUCAGAAAAUCAGAAUGGAGCGCCGGAUUGAAUGUGUCGACCUUUUUUGGGGCCGUUUUUGAAAGCGAGGCCCCAGCGUUACCAGUAGACAUUUGCGGUGUGUUUAUCUGUCCGAUUGCACACACAGAUCUUACUGAAGGCUGUCGCGCUUGAUGAAUAAUUACUGAGCGAGUUGUUGGAAUGAUCGGUGGAGUCGGGCUUUGCUCGUGACGAGGGCUUCAGAACACAUUUACUCUGUCUCCUUGAUAUUGCUGUAUUUUGCAUGUCAGUAUAUCAAUGAGUGUUUUCCCCCCAAGCUACUGAAAAGAGUGGUUGGAAAGUGUUUUUCCAU